Messenger RNA from Pongo pygmaeus (Bornean orangutan), 2487 nucleotides. RefSeq names its product coiled-coil domain containing 60 (gene CCDC60). The transcript is spliced from 14 exons. The record is from RefSeq and is a predicted model, not a curated record. Lineage: Eukaryota; Metazoa; Chordata; Mammalia; Primates; Hominidae. The coding region runs from base 498 to 2150 and encodes 550 amino acids.
ACCCCCACCCCGCCCAGGGGUUAGCAGUUGCCUACUUUCCCCGCAGUGCGAUAAACCCCUCGUUGGGGCCGCCUUAGUUCUCGGCCGCUCUUGGAGGAUGGGGAUCUGGGAGCCCCUCCAUGGGACCCCUCUCACACUUUGUCACUGGAAUUUUAUUUAUUUUUUAGUUCAUAUUUUAUUUUGCUUAUAGAAGAGAAAGAUAUCCCUUCCGAAGAGAAGGAAGCUUACAGAAGUUUAUAACCUUUCAAAAAGUAAAUAAUUCCAGGCUCGCCUGAUUCUGCCCUACCCGGACUUCCUUAUCCCGUCUGUGGUCUGUGGGAGACCCAGGUGCUUUCUCAUUACUCCUCAGAAGGAAACCGCUUUGGAAUUCGUGUAAUUGGGACUGGGGGAUCAGGGAGAAGUUGCCGAAACCUCUCAUACCAGUGACUACUGAAGUAGAAGAUUCUGGAAAAAUCCUUGCCUUGGGGGCACAGGCCAAAACCUGAAGGAUUUUUAAGAUGACCAAGGUUCCAGCCACCAAGAAGCUUCAGAGUUCCCCCAACGCGGGGGCUGUCCGGCCCUUUUGUGCCUCGGAGAACCUAAGGCAGGUCCCAGACAAGCCAAUGAAGAGCAUCAAGUAUAUGGACAAGGAAAUAAUAAACCUCAAAAAGGACCUUAUACGAAGCCGCUUUUUGAUCCAGUCUGUGAAGACAGGCCGUGGAUAUUUUGCUAUUCUGAGGGAAGAGACUGCAAAGAAAAAGAAGCAACAACAACUUCAGAAACUGAAAGAGGAGGAAAGAAAUAAAUUCCAGCCAGCCGAAAAGAUCUCAGAAAUCCACUAUGGGGACACCUUAUUGAGCACAUAUGAUGAUGAGAAGCUGAAGACGCUGGGAGCUAGAGUCACGCGUCGCCCAUUCACUCCCAUCCACAGCUGCAUCAUUUCUCCCUCGCUACCCGAGGCUCACGUCGAGCCCCUCUUCCGCCAGCUCUGUGCUCUCCACUGGCUUCUGGAGGCCCUGACUAUCGACCAUACCCACCACACCAUGAAGCCUGUGAUCACCUGCUGGAACCCAAAGGACCCGGGUGGAAGCAAGAGCACCAUUAAAAAAAUCAAUAAGGACAAGUCCAUGGGACAGAAAUGGGAGCAUUUCAUCACAGCGCCAAAGACCAAGAAAUUCAAAAUUCCCACAAUGCGAGUCACCAACCGCAAACCAAGCCGGCGAGGCUCCACACUCAGUCUGAGUCGGGCCAGUGGGGGGUCCUCUCCCCAGAGCAGCAUGAUCUCUGUGAACCCUGGCUCAGAUGAGCCCCCGAGUGUGAACACCCAGGUGACCAGCAGCAAGGACAUUGAGGACAAUGAGUCAUCUUCAACCAAGCCAGAUGAAGAACCUCUGUAUAUGAAUCUGCAGAAGCUCCUGGAGAUGGUUCGGGAAGAUGCCCGGAGGACAGUCACAAUAGAAAAUGGGAUGCAAAGAAAAGCACCCAGCAUCUUGUCAGUGCUGAAACAAAACAAGAGUAAUUCUGCUUAUAAGGAAAUGCAGACCACUCGCAAAUCAAGUGAGAGAUCCAGCAGUACAAGUGCAGAAAGCCACAUCCAACCAGUCCAGAAGAAGUCUAAAAACCGCACUAACUGUGACAUCAACAUCCACUACAAGAGUGGGGUGUGUAACACCAUGAGGGCCAAGUUUUACAACAUAGCCCAGGAGGCUGGCUUCUGCCUGCAGGACAAGAUGGAAAUCCUCAUGAAGCGCCAAGAAGAGAGAGGUAUCCAGAAGUUCCGUGCUUUUGUCCUUGUCUCAAAUUUUCAAAAGGACAUAGCAAAAAUGAGACAUCACAUAUCUGUAGUAAAAGGAGAUGCAGAAGAAAUUGCAGACCACUGGUACUUUGAUCUGUUGUCCAAACUGCCAGAGGAUCUAAAGAACUUCCGCCCCGCCAAAAAGAUCCUGGUGAAACUGCAGAAGUUUGGAGAAAACCUGGACUUGCGGAUUCGACCCCAUGUCCUCCUGAAGGUGCUGCAGGAUCUGAGGAUUUGGGAACUGUGCUCCCCUGACAUCGCUGUGGCUAUUGAGUUUGUGCGAGAACACAUCAUCCAUAUGCCUCAAGAAGAUUACAUCAGCUGGCUGCAGAGCCGGAUCAACAUACCCAUCGGGCCCUACAGUGCCCUGAAGUAGGCUGGGCCUGGGUUGACCAGCUGUCUCAGUGGAGGAGUGUUUGCCUAUAUCAUGUUCCUGUAUCCUGCCUGUGUUCCUGCCUCCUGACUACCUUCAUGGAUGCUCUUUAUGGAUAACCCUUUACAGUAGGGUCAUCUGGAGACUGACUUCCAGCAACAUUUUUAGAGGGGGAUGGUCCCACGUGGCCCUCCCCUCAAUUCCACACCCCAGACCCAACCUACCAGUCUCUGUUCUUCAAUGAUCCAGCCUGACUGUACCUACUUCCUCUUCAGAUUCCUUCACUCUAUUUACCUUCCUCAAAUACUGGACAAUAAAAUUGAACUGAAUGUUUGAUGUC